CGAUUUCCCCUUCGCGGCUGUCAGUGGCAGAGAUCACGCGUGCGUUGUUUUUGUUCGGUGUUUUUCAGGUGGCAAAAAUGGCUAAAUUACUCGCGUACUACACUCUUUGCCCUGUGAACGAUAGCCGAGAGUUCCUGGGUGUCUCAGCGGAUGCAGAAGAUGGUGCAAUUAUCAACACCCUUGCGAGAAACAUCGUCAUAAUUACAAAGCUGAAGGAUCAGAAACAAAUUCGCAGCUGGACAGUGUUGGAGAAGCUAUCCAACAAGGUGGUGUUCGAUGGAGAGUCAGGAAAGUACGUUGGAGUGUUUGGACACAGGAGUCUCAAGUGUUGGUCGGAUUCCGAGACGAACCUCAAAAAGAUUCGGAAAGUUAAGUUGCAGAAAAACGUGAAGGAUCUCGUGACCUUCGGCGAUAAUCGAGAGACUUUAGUCCUUUUUGAAGAUGGCACAAGCGUCUCCCUCUCGGCAGUGAUUACCAACACAGCCUCCUUAAAGGAUGGUCUUCUUGGUCAGGACUAUGACAUUGAACAUCCAAAGGUUUUGACCACACUCACAGGAGAGUUUAUCCUCGCUUAUUUCGCCAAGAAUCUGGUGACUAAAGAUGUGGAAGCUCAUUUUUACGUCCUGGAAAGCGCUUCUCACACUCCUGUCGGUAAUUCUGUCAGGAUUAAUCUCCGGCGUGGGGAUCAACAUAGCAAAUUGGUGGGCUACACAGUCACAGAAGGCCUUGUUCUCAUCACUAUCUGGUCAGACAAGAGAAUCUUCCGCAGAGCGAUUAGAUUCGACGAGGAGGAAGAUGGACCAGGACAAUUCAUCGCCAUGCUCAGUGCAGUGAGUGUUGAGCAACCUCUGAGUGUGAUCAGUGUUUCUCCAGACUACCUGGCAAUUUAUGGGGCGAACAUCGGCCAGGAGGGCUCAUCGCUGAUCCUCUACAAUGUUCUCUUCAAUGUCGCCCAAGCGAAGCAGUUCUUCAAAGUGUACUUCAACAAUUCUCGCCUCUUCGUUGUGGACUCGAAUAUUCUCAUUGUGGCUGGACAGACUCUUGCUGUUGUGCCAUUCAGGAUAUCCAAGGCUCAAUUAGCUGACAUGGUGGGCAGUCAGAAAAGCCCUCAGAAAUUCAGAGAAGUGGAGAAGGAUUACAUCAACGAAGAGGAUGAACUGGAACAGGAAAUUGAAUUAGAUUCUCGGAAUUUUCUCGGCCAAGAAGAUGAAGAUAUUCAAGAAGUGGCUCUGAUUAGAAAAGAGAGAGAUUUCCAAUUCAACAGACGUGUUUUCCGCGUGACUUCGGAGGAAAAGUUCGCCGAGCACCUGAGUUUACUGAAGAGACGAAGCAUUGCUUUGCAGUUUGUUGAGAAAAGCCACCAAGAUGGAGUGGAGGUGAAGGUUUUCACGCAUCCGCAUGCGACUGUCUUCUCGAGGAAGGAAUUUGAGUUCCUCGCCACUGAAUUGGAAGUUUCUGGGGCUUCAGAGUAUGAGAUAUCCAACAAAUUAAUCUCUCUAACUCUGGCAAGCGAUACAAUAGACGAAGCGACAAAUUGCCUGAGACGCUACAGUUGUGUAUCUGAGGAAAGGCUGGUGAACUGCCUGAUUUAUGCUCUGGAUAAGCAGAAUUGGGACUUCCUCCUAACAGUGCUCAGUGUGGACUUUUCCCAUGAGUUCCUGGUUGAGGAACUGCGAAGUCAAUUGAAUGCUGAUCACGUCAAUUCUUUCCUGAAGCAACUGCUCGCGGUCCUGGAGGAAUCUGAGCUCGAGGAGCGGCCGAUGAUCGGCGAUAGAGUCUGGGAUGGUGAUGAGAGGAUAAUUCAGUGGUUCACCGCCUUAUUGGAUGCUCACUAUCAUCACUUGGUGAUGUGCGGGGAUGAAAAGAUUGAGAAGUGUUUGAAGAAGUGGCGAAAAGCCAUCUCCAGCUUCCACGGGAAUAUCAAUGAACUGACGAAUUUGUCACCCGUUUUGUACAGCAUCAGCCAGAACAAGACCAUCAGUCAGACGCAAGGAACGGCCAAGUGGUACACGAUAGAAGUGGUUCAGCUGUACUAGGGCUUACAAUAAAGUUGUAUUUACUCGGAA
This is a messenger RNA of Phlebotomus argentipes, 2066 nucleotides long. RefSeq lists its product as uncharacterized. Gene Ontology annotation, biological process: maturation of SSU-rRNA. Bases 78 to 2036 code for a protein of 652 amino acids. The transcript has 3 exons. The record is from RefSeq and is a predicted model, not a curated record. NCBI's taxonomy places the organism in Eukaryota, Metazoa, Arthropoda, Insecta, Diptera, Psychodidae. Gene Ontology annotation, cellular component: nucleolus; nucleus. Gene Ontology annotation, molecular function: RNA binding.